Molecule: messenger RNA, 2202 nt
Organism: Paramecium octaurelia
Lineage: Eukaryota; Ciliophora; Oligohymenophorea; Peniculida; Parameciidae
Source: the annotation of a GenBank genome assembly
GAAUUCAUGAACCCCGAAAAGAAAUUGACACUCACCAAAAUAACAUUAAAUCGACCUCCACAAAAGAUUGGAUUACCACCAAAAAUCACCCUCAAUAAACAACUUGAUUCAAGACCUUAAAGUUCAAAAAUUGAUAUUCAACCUGCUAAUAUAAAUUGGCUAGUCGAUAAUAUUUAAUAAGAGAAGUAUAUUUAUUAAAACAAUUAAUCUAAGUAAGUUGGAAUGGAUAUAAAAAUGUUUCGUCUUUUUUAAAGAUUGGACCUAAAACACAGAAUGCAAUGAUUAGGGCAAGGAAUCAAUUUUAAAAUAGAGUAUUUAAUUAAUAGACUUUAACGAUCUGCAAGUUAGAUUAUAUGCAAUCAAAGCAGCAUUGUUUGGAUUCACCACCUUAAAUUUAUUAGAACUAUUAUUUUAAAAAUAAGCUAAACCACUUCUAAGAAGACCAAAAAGUGGAUCCAAAAUUCAAGAAUAAUUGCCCUCUUUGCUUUAUCAACCUUAAUAGUUCUUAGCCAUUUUAUAGAAGACUGCAUAAUUAAGUAAUGAGAAUGUAUUCUUGAAUUUAAUAAAUGACAAUUCAUUAAGUUUUGUUUUGUUUCGAAUUUUGAAACUCUUUGCUCAAUUACCAAAGGACCAAGCAACGACCUCAUAAUAAUUACCCUAUCUCAAUUUAAUUUUCAUUAUCAUUAAGAAUAUAGCCAAUAACCAAAAGGAAGCACAAAAAUUAUUAUCGCCCAUUUAUAUAUAAUUAAUAGAUGGUCAUUUGCAUUCAUUCCCAUGUGAUCAAACAUAUGAGAAAGACUUACUAAAUUUAUACACUACAAUAACUGCAACUCUGAGAAACUUGGCUAAUGAGAAUAAUAGUGUAGAAAUAUAUCUACAGAAUGGAAUUAUUAAAAAGCUAGUCAUUAGUAUGGUUAGUUAUAGUAACAAUUAUGAAUUGAUUUUAAAUACAUUAAGAAUAAUGUCAAAGAUGUCAUUGAGUAAGGAAUGUUGUGAAUACUUCUUGUAAAGUACUGAAGCUAUGCAAAAUAUUUCAAGUUUCUUUAAAACCUAUUAAACCAAUAUCUACAUCAUCAUCAGAGCUUCCUUUUUAUUAGCCAAUAUGACCACAUAUUUUGAAGGAAUUAGAUAAUUAAUUUAUUAUAAAUUCAAUCAAUUUGGUGAUAUCCUCAAAUGCUUUGAUUAUUUUUGGACUAAAGAAAUAAGUCCAUAAUAGUUGAAUCAAAUCGAUUAAUUUUCAUAAAGUAGAGCAGCCUGGGAUUUCUAAAUAUUAUAAUCAGAGUAAUAUUUCAUUAUUUAUUCCAUAGAAAAGAUAUUGAUGCUCUUAUUAGAAUCAUAAGAUUAAUUGCAAACAUAUUGACUAUUGAAUAAAUUGGUUUGGAUAUCUUAAAGAAUUAUUCAAAUGAAUAUAGAGUAUUAAUAUCAAAAUUAUUGAAAUUGUUACAAAAGAAUACAGUAAUUUCUAAACAACAAGUAAACUUUAAUUUAAAAUAAGGAAAUCAUUUCUUGUACUUUAAGUUGCUUAUCCAAUUUAACAUUUUAUGAGAAACAAACCUUUUUAAAUGAUUUUGAAUACAAAAAUGUUAAAUUUGAAUUGAUAACCACUCUUGGACAUUUUAUUAUUUAAAAUGAAGAUCAAGAAAUUUGUUGUGAUGGUUUAAGAGUGUUAUCAAAUUUAUCAAGGUAGAAGGAUUUAAUCAAAUAAAUUAUGAAAUCAAGAAUCUCAGAAGGAGUUAUUGUAUUAUUAGAUUCUAAUUCAAGAGAAGUUGUAUAUUAUUGUUUAGGAGUGAUACUAAAUCUGUUAUAAGAUUAAGACUUUAAGUAAGAAUCUUAUGUAUCUUUAGAAAAAAGGAAAAUAUGAAUAUAAUCGAUUAUAUAACCUAAGUUUUGAAUGAUUGCACAACAAAUGAAAAUGAUAUUGCCAAUCUUGGAUUAAAGUGCUUAAUCUUAUUAUUAGACUCAAAUUUAAAUUAAGAAUAUGCAAAAAAAAUUGAAACUGCAGUCUCAUCAUUUGGAAAUGUAUGUGAUCAGGUUCUAUAAUCAAAGGAAAAUAAUGAACUUAAUAAUACAAGACAGUUAAUCAAUUAGAUUAUCAAUAAUAUUCCAGAGGAAGGCUAUUCAUGCAUGUAACCCAAUUGCGGCAGAAAAUUUAAGACUUAAAUGGAAUUACAAAUCCAUAUUAACAGAAGGCAUAAAUUAUGA